Microtus oregoni (creeping vole) is the source of this 1410-nucleotide messenger RNA. RefSeq names its product oxidative stress-induced growth inhibitor 2-like. The transcript has a single exon. The record is from RefSeq and is a predicted model, not a curated record. The coding region runs from base 44 to 667 and encodes 207 amino acids. NCBI's taxonomy places the organism in Eukaryota, Metazoa, Chordata, Mammalia, Rodentia, Cricetidae.
CGCUGAGCCGCGGUGCAGGACGCCCGGAGGACCGGCGAUCUCCAUGCCCGUGUGGUGCUGCCGCUGCUCCCUGGCUGGGCAUCUCAGAGACUAUAGUGAUACUGAAACGGAAGGAGAGAUUUUCAAUUCCUUAGUGCAAUAUUUUGGUGAUAAUUUGGGGCCAAAAGUUAAAGGGAUGCCAUUGGUUGAAGAAACUUCUUUACUCGAAGAUUCAUCAGUGACUUUACCUGUGGUAAUAAUUGGAAAUGGACCUUCAGGAAUACGCCUGUCGUAUAUGUUGUCAGGGUACAGACCAUAUUUAUCACCGGAAGCCAUGCAUCCAAACUCAAUCUUACACAGUAAGCUAGAGGAAGCAAGGCAUCUCUCCAUUGUUGACCAGGACUUAGAGUACCUAUCUGAGGGUCUGGAGGGCCGGUCGUCCAAUCCCGUGGCAGUGCUGUUUGACACGCUUCUUCACCCAGAUGCGGACUUUGGGUAUGACUACCCGUCUGUUCUACACUGGAAGCUGGAGCAGCACCAUUAUAUCCCCCACUUAGUUCUGGGGAAGGGCCCGCCUGGUGGGGCGUGGCAUAAUAUGGAAGGCUCUAUGUUGACAAUCAGCUUUGGAAAUUGGAUGGAGUUACCUGGACUUAAAUUUAAAGAUUGGAUGUCAAGCAAACGAAGGUAAAAGACCACCUCACUGCCUCUACUUUACAGACUUGAAUCUUAGAAGAAAAGAUAGUCACUGUGCUCAGGAAACCCACCAAAACCAGGUCCAUCCCUCUCUGGUGUGACCUAACCACAGAAUGAAGCUUGUACACUACCUCAGUCUCUUGUACUAAGUGAUAUGGGACAUGUUCUCACCACUGAAGUAUUUCACUUUGGUCACAUCAGUUUAGUAAAGCUUACAUUACAAGAUAACAGAAAAGGUUCCACUGACAUGUCUACCAUCUUCUAAUGUAACAUGAAAGUGAACAUGGCAGAGUAAUUACACGUGUAAUUUCUGAAAUGUUAUGCAAGGAAUUUGAAUAAUGCUUCAAAGGAAGUAGUACCAUAUAUAGAUAUAGAUACAGAUAUGUCCCCACCCAGGGGAACCAAGUAGCUAGUAAAAGGGAACUGUUUAUCCUUAAUGCAGUUUCAGAACCUUGGAAACUAUGACUGUUGUAAUAACUUAUUAAGUAAGAAAUACAUUUAAAAUAUAAUACAUAUGUAUGUAUAUUAUCAUCUAUCUAUCUAUCUAUCUAUCUAUCCAUCCAUCCAUCUAUCUAUCUAUAAUGAAAAACAAGAUCACAAAGCCCCCAGAGACAAUAUUACCACACAAAAGGAAUGGAAUUUGUUCGCUUUAUUUAGUAAGUUGAAACCUUAAAACAUCUGUAAUUUAUAUGUAUUGCAUUCAUGUAUCCCACCUGGCCUGAAAUAAAUGUUUGCUAA